AUGGGAAAGCACAGAGAACGGCAUGCAGAGGAAGCGAAAAAGACACAUUCCGUGUUCAAGGAAGGCGACAUCGCGGAUAUGCAGGAGACGUCGGGUGUCCAGGGUCCAGAGAUAGAGCAAAGCCAGCCGCUGCGGGAGCACAGCGAAAACACUAAGAACCAUCCCAAGAAUGAACUCAAGGAAUACAUUACCGAGAUUCCUUUCCCAAUCAGCGAAAAAACAGGGAUUAUGAGACAGUUCCUGUCUGGAAUUGAAAGGCUGUUCACAAUCGUCAGGUCGUCGCUUAGAAAGGCAGUGCUAUGGAUCUCCGGGAGAAGAGGUCCUAGUGAUGAAGAGGCCGUGUGA
This is a messenger RNA of Encephalitozoon cuniculi GB-M1, 345 nucleotides long. RefSeq lists its product as uncharacterized. The record is from RefSeq and is marked provisional. NCBI's taxonomy places the organism in Eukaryota, Fungi, Microsporidia, Unikaryonidae. The transcript has a single exon. The coding region runs from base 1 to 345 and encodes 114 amino acids.